Messenger RNA from Protobothrops mucrosquamatus (brown spotted pit viper), 1142 nucleotides. Its product is annotated as signal-induced proliferation-associated protein 1-like. The transcript has 4 exons. Gene Ontology annotation, cellular component: plasma membrane; cytoplasm; Golgi apparatus. The annotation marks the transcript as partial. Lineage: Eukaryota; Metazoa; Chordata; Lepidosauria; Squamata; Viperidae. Gene Ontology annotation, molecular function: protein binding; GTPase activator activity. Gene Ontology annotation, biological process: epithelial cell morphogenesis; regulation of small GTPase mediated signal transduction; establishment of epithelial cell polarity. The record is from RefSeq and is a predicted model, not a curated record.
ACGACUCCACGGGGACCCACUCUCUGUAUACCACAUAUCAGGACUAUGAGAUUAUGUUCCACGUCUCCACCAUGUUGCCCUACACACCAAACAACCGCCAGCAGCUGUUGAGGAAGCGACACAUUGGCAAUGACAUUGUCACCAUCAUCUUCCAAGAGCCGGGAGCCCUCCCCUUCACACCCCGCUUGGUCCGUUCCCAGUUCCAGCAUGUUUUCAUUGUGGUUAGAGUACACAGUUCCUCCACCGACCAUACCACCUACAGCGUGGCUGUCAGCUGCACCGAGGACAUCCCGCACUUCGGCCCUUCCAUUCCCGCCGAGAACUGUUUCCUGAAGGGCCCGGCCUUCCGGGAUCUCCUGCUCGCCAAGGUGAUCAAUGCGGAAAAUGCCGCCGAACGCUCAGGCAAGUUCCACGCCAUGGCCACCCGGACGCGCCAGGAGUACCUCCGCGACCUGGCCCUCAACCACGUCACCACCAGCACCUUGGAGUCCUCCACCUCCCGCCGGCCGCUGAUCACGUUGCCGGCGGCCAAGAAGCGAGAAAAGUCCAAGGUUCCCAAGGGGGCCGAGGCCCACAGCGCGGGGGCUUUGGUGUGGGGCGUCUGGGCCCGGGACGGGAGCAAAGAACCCAACAGCAAGACGUUGGAGCUCCGGUGCCUGCUGGGCAUCUCGUCGGAGUUUCUAGUCCUCAUUGAGGCCCGCGAGAAGAGAGUGGUUUUCAACUGCUCGUGCCGGGACGUCCUAGCUUGGACCUUUUUGGAGAGUUGCACCUUGGACCUUUAUUACGAGACCGGGGAUUACAUUUGCAUGCGUGUGGACGAGGGUCAAGCGUCCGACAUUCGGGAUAUCGUCCAUCGGCUUCAAUUGGUGACCCGCGGGUGCGAGACCCGGGAACUGACCCUCUUACGGAACGGCGUCGGCCAGCUGGGCUUCCAAAUGGACCACGAAGGGUUUGUAACCGAAGUGGAACGCUUCACCUUUGCGGAAAAAGCCGGGCUCCAGCCAGGGGCCCGCCUGGUCCGUGUGUGCGAGAGGCCCUUGCCUGGCCUGACGCCCCCCCAGACCGCCGAACUCCUCCGCACGGCGAAAAAAGUCACCAUCACGGUCGUUCCUCCAGACGAGAACGGAAGACCCAGAAGGUGA